Messenger RNA from Brassica oleracea var. oleracea, 1045 nucleotides. Its product is annotated as peroxisomal membrane protein 11D-like. NCBI's taxonomy places the organism in Eukaryota, Viridiplantae, Streptophyta, Magnoliopsida, Brassicales, Brassicaceae. Gene Ontology annotation, biological process: regulation of peroxisome size; peroxisome fission. Gene Ontology annotation, cellular component: peroxisomal membrane. Bases 17 to 832 code for a protein of 271 amino acids. The transcript has 8 exons. The record is from RefSeq and is a predicted model, not a curated record.
UUAUUGAGAAACGAAGAUGACCAAACAAGCCCUAUCUCCCCCACAAAACAGUCUCUCUCUCUCUUCACGUAUCUCUCGGAGCCUCAACAGAGACCACCAUCUUCAAAGAGAGAAGAUGGGGAGUACUACGUUAUUAGAUGUAUCGAGAGCAGAGCUUGGUCUAGUGGUUAUGUAUCUGAACAAAGCAGAGGCAAGGGAUAAGCUAUGCAGAGCUAUACAGUAUGGUUCCAAGUUCUUGAGCGGUGGGCAACCUGGUACUGCUCAAAACGUUGAUAAAUCCACUAGCUUAGCUAGAAAAGUCUUUCGUCUUUUCAAGUUUGUUAAUGAUCUGCAUGGUCUUAUCAGUCCUGUCCCUAAAGGAACUCCACUUCCUCUCGUUUUACUUGGAAAGUCCAAGAACGCACUUUUGUCUACAUUCUUGUUCUUGGAUCAAAUUGUCUGGCUUGGCAGAUCAGGAAUCUAUAAGAACAAAGAGCGAGCUGAGUUACUUGGACGUAUAUCACUUUUCUGCUGGAUGGGAUCAUCUGUCUGUACUACUUUAGUUGAGAUUGGUGAGAUUGGAAGGCUGUCUUCAUCGAUGAAGAAGAUCGAAAAGGGGCUUAAGAAUGGCAACAAGUAUCAAGAUGAGGAGUAUCGUGCUAAGAUUAAACAAUCGAACGAGAGGAGUCUUGCUUUGAUCAAAGCAGCAAUGGACAUUAUUGUAGCUGCUGGUCUUCUUCAGUUAUAUCCAAAGAAGAUCACUUCUCGUGUCACCGGAGCUUUUGGGUUCAUCACCUCCCUCAUUUCUUGCUACCAGUUGCUUCCGUCACGACCCAAGAUCAAGGCGCCUUGAAAAGCUUGUGGAAGAAAGCUGGCCUUCUGGAGAAAGGCAUUUCAGAAUGUUUCUGUUGGUUCUUUUGAGUAAUGUGCUGCUGUUAUAAGCCCUUGUAUAAAAAUAUACUUAUCUGCAGGCAAAAAUCAAACUUAGUUGUGCACGUUUCCAUGUAUCUCAAAUCAUCAUUGGUCUGAUUCUAAAAUUUAAUUCGUUGACAUGGCUUUCAGUCAA